AGUGUUUUAUAACAAAUAAAAAUCGAAAAUGUUUAAUUUUGUGAAGUGGUUUUCCUUACCUGUGAUAAUAAUUAUUCAAUGUUUGGAUUGAAUGUGAGAUUAGUGAUAAUUAAAAGUAUAGUGUGCAAGGUUUAAUUUUUAAAUUGAUUUAGAUGUUUUGAGUCUGGAUUAUGAUGCCUCAAAGUACGGAUACAGUGAUUAAUAUUACACCAUCCAUACAUUCACAGAAUUGUCUUGCCAAAGCGAUAUAUGAUAAUAUUGCUGAAUCGCCCGAUGAAUUAGCAUUUCGUAAAGGUGAAAUUUUGGUUGUCCUCGAACAAAACACAGCUGGGAUACAAGGAUGGUGGCUUUGUUCGUUACGUGGUCGACAGGGUAUAUGUCCUGGCAAUCGAUUAAGAUUACUAACUGGAAUGUUUGCAGAUACAGGACAAAUGAUAUCACAUGAGGGUAACAACAUACAUCAACACCAGCAGCAACAUCUUUUAAAUCAGCAUCAUACAGACAUAACAUUGUUACAACGACAAGGGAAACGGCGAAGUUGGCACGUUCAACCUAAUAAAGUUAUUACCCCUAAAAAAAUCAACGAUGUAUUUCUAUACGACCUUCCGCCUACGCCGACAUCAACCCCCCAAUACACAUCUCAAAAUUACAACAUAAUACGUUACGAUGUACCACCAAGUCGAUGUGAGAGUCCACGUUACAACAAUCAAAGUCCAGCACGUGGCGAUACACCCCUGUCGGAUGUUAGUCAAGAAUCAUACGAUGUACCACCGCGUGCUGUACCGAUUAAUUACGAUACACCACGAAGUUGGCGAUCAUCACCGAAUCCACCAAUACUGACGCCAUCACCAGCGCCGGCGUCCUCUUUAUCUGCGCACCAUCAUCAUCAACGUCGUGAUUCUAUUGACUCUAGCUAUGAUAUACCACGACCGUUGUUACUAUCACAGCAACAGUUAACACCAAGCAGUUCGGCAAGCUCAUUAACGACAGCUGAUUCAUUGUCUUCCUCGAAUCGUAGUAGCUUGGCAAAUAUGCCGGAUUAUGAUGUACCGAAACCAAGUCCACGUAGUGUACAACAAAAUACGACGACCACGUCACAACAAGGUGUUUACGAUGUACCGGCAUCGAAUCCGGUUACAAAAGAAUUACCGUUAGAAAUUAAUUCGGCGUUGGAUUCCUUAGAGAAAUUACAAAUUGAAGCGACAGCUGCUAUUGGACGUUUAUUAGGCUUUGUUACACCACAAUGGAGGAUACGUGAAAAAUUGGAACCGAAAUUAAUGGAUAUUAAAUUGGCUGUGGUUCGAUUACGAACAUCACUUCAUGAUCUUGUCGAGUUUAGCGAAGGAGCACUAGGAAAUGCUGCAAAAGCUCCUGAUAAAGGUUUAGCGAUAAAACUACGACCGUUGGUGAAAGCCUUACGUGAUGCAGAUACCUUAGUUCAAAGAGCAGCACAUUCCUUAGACAUCCAAGACUGGUCUAUAGACUCACUAUGUCGGCAUAUGGAUCAUGAAGAAGGUAAUUGUAAACCGCCUGACGCCCUAGAUCAAUUAGUCGCAUGUUCACGUGCUCUCACCGAAGAUGUGCGCCAAACAGCAUCAUUUAUUCAAGGCAACUCUACUCUCCUAUUUAAAAAAGUGGUCACGUCUCCACAACAGGCGAACAACAACGAAGAUUGGCUCGAAGAUUAUGAUUACGUGAACUUGGAAUCACGUGAAAGUGCUAUAAAGAAACAUGCUGAAAUUCGCGACUCAUUGCCAAAUGAAUUUAAAAAGAGUUAUGACGCACUUUUACAAAAUGUUGAGUCAGCUGCCAUGGAAUCAACAGAUCAAAUUGAUUCAAACGAUAAACAAUUAUUAACAUUUUAUGCGGCGCAAGCAAUAACACACUCAAAUCAUUUAACACAUGCGAUCGAUGCGUUCUUACAAACCGUGGAACAUAAUCAAGCGCCUAAAGUGUUUUUAGCACAUGGGAAAUUUGUUGUGCUUAGUGCACAUCGAUUAGUUCAUAUUGGAGACACUGUACAUCGAAAUAUUAACCAGAACGAUGUUCGAACUCAGAUUUUAAACUGUGCGAAUGCGUUGUCCGAAGCAUUAGCAGCUACCGUUGCCAAAACUAAACGUGCUGCCCUACAAUUUCCCAGUGUGACAGCGGUACAAGAAAUGGUUGACUCUGUUGUAGAUAUUUCACAUGCAGCAAGAGAUUUAAAGUUAUCACUGGUUCAAGUCUCACAGUCUUAAGCUAAUUUUUUUUUUUUGUAGUCUCAUUGUCGUGAAUUUACUUAUAAGAACUUACAGCUUUUUAAAUAUUUAUAAUACUACACAGAUGUUUAUACUAUGUACUUAGAUAGCUAACUUAUUAAGAUUUAUUUACUAAAAGUAAUUAUUAGUGCCUAUCAAGACGCAGGUUCCGAUAGAGAAGAUGAUGAAAUUUUAGAACUUCAUUUGCGUCCAAUAAAAUUCGUCGCCUAGAUAUAUCACUGCCGCCAGAAGAUGGGCUGAAUUUAGCGAAAAAUUAUAAACUCAAUAUUAAUCCUUAUGUAAAAUUAUCUUAUUUUUUGUGAUAGUUAGACGGAACGGAACGGAAUAAACGCAGAAAUAACAAAUGAAUCCAAAUUUGUUAGUGAUCUGAAUUUAGCAUAGACAUCUAUGAUAACAUUCCUAAAAAAAAUAGACUUAAAGAAAAAUAGCUUUAAAUUUAAUUAAGCUUCUUUAUGAAAAAACAAAAACAGCCAAUAAUUAUAUUCAUUAUUCGUCCUGAAGAAAAACGAAUAAUUAUUGAAGAAAUAUUUGUUUCCUUUGUUUAUGAAGGGAAACUCUUUUUAUAUGCAAUGGAAGAAACAAAGGAUGCCUAACAGCGAACAUUUGGAAAAAAAAACGUCCGUAAAAACAUUUUGGUGUUUUACAAUAAAUAGAAACCCUAAUGAGGAUUUGAAUGGGAACUUAAAAUACUUUCAAUGAGAAUGAAUCGGAAAAUUUUUUUACUAAGAAUGAUUUUAUUCCAUAUUCCUAAUAGAGAACAUUGACUAAUAGCUUAAUUCCUGCUCUAACCUUUCUACUUCUAUUUAUAAAGAUUUCUAUUUAGGUGUGACCUAAAUAGAAAGUAAGACCAUUACUUAGUUGUGGAUCAACUUAGAGCUCUUGGAAUAUAUGCUGAGAUCAAACGAGUUUAUACUCCUUGACACAGGGCACCCAUAAACAACAAAAUUUAUCGUUUUAUGAUUAAAAUAAUUGUCGAUCAAUAACAAGAAAAACAUCCGGAUGCUGUAAAUCGAUUUUCAUUAGUUAAUUCUUAUUUUUAACUGAAUUACAAGAGUAAGUUGCCAAAGUUCCGAUUCUAUCAAUAUUAUCGAUGUAAUCAAUAAAAAUCAUAGAUUAUCUAAGUUUAAAAAAAGUUUCUUUUAAAUAGGACAAUUGUUUCGGGUAGCCUUGAAGGAUAUUUCAAAACUAUUCCAGAAAUUGAUGCGCACAAUUUUGUUUAUUAAAUUAGGUAUAGCGUCUCUAGUCUGUUCAGGGACAUCUGAAGAUCAAAGCAACGAUUUUUAUUUAAUAUAUUAUAGAGAAUUUUUGUAUUCAAAAAUUCAGUGCAUUCUAAAAAGGUCUCCCGAUCAGAAGAAUAAUUAAAAAGUCUCCUGAUCUUUCAGACCUUACUUUAUUAAAAGCCGGCACUCCGAAAAUUAGAAAAAUUGAAUUCUUAAUGUUUAAAAAAAGUCAAUUAAUUUUGAAAGAAAUUUUGAGGCAUGUCUAUAAUUCGCAGCUACUACGUGUAUUGUUUAAAUUAUCAUGUAAUUGCCAGAAUAGUAAAUUUUUGAAAUGUAUGUUUAUAUAUAGAUACACAGAUGUUUAAAUUUAUCUCAAAUCGCCAACUUACUUUAUAACAGAAAAUUUCUCAACAAAUUGUUAGCGAUCGAAAGUUUAGAAGAUACGUCUGUGGUUAAAUAAUAAUAGAAAUUAUAAUAAUAUAACUAGUAGGAUACUGUUAAAACAAAUUUUGUAAUUGAAUGUGAGUGCGUUUUGAAACUUUCGUCUUACCUGCAGUAGCGGAUUUAAGAAUAAAAGACCUGAAGACAAUUCCUAUAUGGCACUCGAUUUUCAGGAUAAGAAUUGACUUUUAAUAAUACUUUAUUUGAAAAUUUAAAUUAAAAUAUAAACUUAAAUCGGUGACGUUUUUCACUAAAAAAUCAUCCUUCUACGAAUAAUUUGGAAGCCAGAUCAUUAAAACACAUGCUAGUAUAUCAAAGAAUUUGGUCUAGGUGAUACAUCAAAAUGUUGCGUUAAGAUCUGUAUGCUAGAGGGCCAAGGGAGUAAUUGUUUCUUUGUUGAGGGAUUAAAUCCGCCAUUGCGAGGACGGUGUUAAGCUAGACUUGCACCGUGGAAAUGAAAGGUUCUAUGACGUGCUUGCGCAUUUUAUAUAUAUUGCAUUUGAUACAUAAUCUUAUAUUAGAGCUACUGAUCUCAAUAUAAAUUGGAUAUACGAUCUAAAAGGCGUAAAAUAAAUUUAAUUGUUUAAUAUUGAAGCCUGUACUUGCGUCGUUUUAUUUUUUUUUUAGUUCUAUCCAAUCAUUUGGAGGCGCUAACUUGCUUCAAUGAAUUUCAAUAGAUGGGAUCUCCUAUCCAGUUAUAUGGAGAUCAGUGAUUAGAACAGAGAUCCUCAACAUUUAUAUUAAUUUGUACUGUGAUAACUUUAGUGAACAUAAGAAUUUAAUUAUAUAAUAAUAUAUAAAUUUGAUUUAAUAUUAUUCAAAUUAUAAAUUUAAAGUAGAUUUUUUUUUUUUUAAUGGCAAAAAACAAUUAUUGAUAUAAGUUUUACAAAUUUAUUUUGGGACCAUUUUGAAGUAUUUUUGUUUUUUAUGUCCGGUUCCACCAACACUUUUGUUAAUCAUGAUAAUAUUAAUUUUUAAUCGAUGGUUAGUUGAAGGGCCAUUGAGCGGAUUAUCUUGGUUCCUAAAGUAAAUUAAAGGCCAAUGAAGGGUGUUCGUUGGUAAAUAAUAAUUUAUUGCCAAGGCAGCUAAAUAAAAAAUCGCCAAAUAUUUUUAUUGCACUCAUUCUUUAAUCUGAAAUGGUGGAACCUAGGGCCCUUAGUAUUAAUAUUGAGGAUCAUAAAUAUUAUUAUUAAGAAAAAUCGCACAAAAUUUAUUUUCAUUACUUUAUUUUUAAAUUUUAUUGAAAAUAAGAAAAAACCCGAAUUGGAGAGACUAAUGAGGUGCCUAAAAAAUUGAAAUAAAAAAGAUAGGGAAGAAAAAUUUUGAGGGUAAGUGCUAUUUGUAUUAGCGUAAGCGAGUCAAAUAUGACCAACCCUAUUUGGAUCAGUUUUAACUCAAUAGAACACAAAUCACAAAUCAGGUUUUCGAAUCAAAGAGCUUAAUUUAAGGGGUAAGAAUGCUCUUUUUAAGACCUCUUACCUUUGUGUGGUAUUGGGUUUUCCAGCUAAGAGAUGCUCUAUCUAUUAAGAACCCAUAUCUCCGGUAAACAACCUGUUGUUCACAACAACAUCCAAUACAGAUCAGUAGUUUUUGCAGGAUACUUACGUGUAAAAAAUCACAAUUUUAAAAUGAAGUAAUUCAAAUUUUUGCCCCGCUAGAGGCUUCAAAACUGUGUUUAUUGUGAUCAAGGGACUUUGAAAGGACUUAAUAUUUGUGAAAUUAUGGCACUGAAAUCUUAAUUGUAAAACCCAAUAAACUUUUCUUUCUCGUGUAGAAAAUUAUUAGGAAUUAGGUACACAAAGAACCGUUGCAAGAACUUAUAACGAAAAAAAAAAAAUCAAUUACAGAUUCUAUGGAAAGAUGAAAGGAAUUAUCUUGUUUUUUAGAGGAAAAAGUAUUUGAAGUAUUAUGUUCACAGAUUUUAUAUAAUUUUAUCGGUGUUGUGAAAGUGUAAAUAAAAACAAAUUUAUAUUAUUUGAGAGCCCUUUACAUCGCUAAUUCUACUGUACUGGUUUGCCUGUUAGUUUUUAAAUUAACUUUCCUCUCGGAUCAUUAUUUGACUCCCAACAGAAUGUAAAUAAAAAACAUUUUGUCACUUAAAAUUAAUACGGCAAAGCAUGACAGUUAGUAAUGGUAGGUGUUAAAAGGGAUAUUAGAAAGAUAAAAAUGAUUGUAAAUUUUUAAUUGUACUAUUAUUUUAUUUUAUUUAAAUUUUGUAUAAAAAAACAACAAAACAUUUAUCGCACAUUUAAUA
Molecule: messenger RNA, 6173 nt
Organism: Chrysoperla carnea
Lineage: Eukaryota; Metazoa; Arthropoda; Insecta; Neuroptera; Chrysopidae
Gene: p130CAS
Product: breast cancer anti-estrogen resistance protein 1
Exons: 5
Coding region: 171-2237 (688 amino acids)
Biological process (GO): cell migration; cell surface receptor protein tyrosine kinase signaling pathway
Cellular component (GO): plasma membrane; cytoplasm
Molecular function (GO): protein binding
Source: RefSeq, a predicted model, not a curated record